ACUGUAAGCUUCCUCCUUGAGUUGAAUUACAAACUCUCCUUCCUUACUUUUGAGCUCCCAUUUUCAGGGCUCAAUGGUUCGGUCAGAGACUCCGAAGAGCGUUGCAGCAACAAGAGGGAUGUUAGCCCACUUUUUUGCAUCCUCUAAAACACGCUCGUUUUCCUCUUCAUUUUCAACCCUUUCCACUCCUUCCUCCUCUUCCCACAAGCUCUCCAAAUCCGUGACGGAGGAAACUAUAGAAAAUGCUGAAUUGAUCAUCACCAAAUGGGACCCGAACUCUUCAUCUAUCACCAGAGUCACCUCCCUCUUCCACGGUAACAGAGAUGAAGCCGAAGAUUUUCUCUCAAGUGUCAGGGACUUGCGUCGAGCAAUGCACACAUUAGUCUCUGAGCAUUCGACCUCUGUUAUGCUUGUGCUUUCUCAGAAACUCAUGGAAAUGGCCAUGGCAAGACUCCAAAAAGAAUUCUAUCAGAUAUUGGCUGCAACACGCGAUCAACUGGAUCCAGAGUCUAUUUCAGUUCGAUCCCCGGAUGGCUCGAUCGAAGAUGAGAAUGAGCUUGGAUCGGAAGAAGAGUUCAAAACAGCCGGUGAGUCCAUCACUAAUGUGGUGAGAGUCGUAGCAGUUGCCAUGUCGGAUCUCAAAUCUAUAGCUGAUUGUAUGAUAAGUUCUGGCUACAGCAUUGAGUGUGUCAACAUAUACAAACUUGUCAGAAAAUCAGUAGUAGAUGAAGGAUUGUAUCUGCUAGGAAUCGAAAAAUUCAGGUCUUCUCAAAUUCACAAAAUGAAUUGGGAAGCACUCGAGCAUAUGAUAAAGAACUGGAUGAAUGCAGUGAUUGCUGUAAAAACACUCCUUAGUGGAGAAAAAGCUCUCUGUGAUCAUGUGUUUUCGGCAUCUCAAACAAUCAAGGAAUCAUGCUUUUCUGAGAUAACCAAAGGAGCAAUAAAUCUAUUUAGAUUUCCAGUGCAUGUAGCUAAGUGCAAGAAAUUGCCAGAGAGGAUUUUCCCACUAAUGGAACUCUACGAAGCACUCUCUGAUCUCCAGCCAGAGGUAGAGUUGAUUUUCAACUCUGAAUCAACCUCAGAUAUUAAACUGCAAGUUGUUUCAUCACUACAUGGACUUGGCGAGUCAAUCCGUGCCCUUCUUUCUGACUUUGUAUCAACAAUUCAAAACGACUCGUCAAAAACUCUAAUCGUGGGUGGUGGGAUUCACCCACUGACCCAAAAGGUUACGAGUUACAUAUCUUCACUUGCAGAUUACAGCAGGAUUCUCUCUGACAUUGUUUCCGAUUCUCCACCACCAAGGAAUACAGCUUUGCCUGAAGCUUACUUCGAGAGUCCAACCUCUGAUUCCGGUUUAACACCAGCAGUUUCAGUGCACCUAGCUUGGCUCAUAUUCGUCCUUUUAUGCAAGCUUGAUAGGAAAGCAGAAGUGUACAAAGAUAUGUCCUUGUCAUACCUAUUCCUAGCUAACAAUGUUCAGAAUGUCCUCGACAAGGUAUGUACGACUCACCUUAACGUGCUUCUCGGUGAAGAUUGGGUGUUCAAGCAUGCCAAGAAGGUUAUACAAUAUGCUUCCACCUAUGAAACAAUGGCAUGGGGUAAGGUAUUCUCAUCUCUACCAGACAUAAAUUCUCCACCACUAUCACCUGAAGAAGCAAAGGAAUGCUUUCAGAGGUUUAACGCAGCUUUUGAAGAAGCGUACAAGAAACAGGUAUCAUGGGUUGUGCCAGAUAGGAAGUUGAGGGAUGAAUUGAAGGUGUCAAUUGCGAAGGAACUUAUACCAGCAUACAGAGAGUUUUAUGACACGCACAGGAUGAUGUUGCGGGAGAAUAAUUUUGAGAUGUUUGUAAGGUUCACGCCUGACGAUCUUGGGAAUUACAUCGCACAUUUGUUUCAUGGAACUGCCCUUUCAGGCAGCUCCCCACCUCCUACUCCGCGAUAAUGUAAAUCCAAGUGAAAUCAUAUAAUAAAUACAUUUCAAAAACACCAUUAUAGAAUCUAUUAACUUCCUUUCCAAUCA
Molecule: messenger RNA, 2020 nt
Organism: Populus trichocarpa (black cottonwood)
Lineage: Eukaryota; Viridiplantae; Streptophyta; Magnoliopsida; Malpighiales; Salicaceae
Product: exocyst complex component EXO70H1
Exons: 1
Coding region: 74-1942 (622 amino acids)
Biological process (GO): exocytosis
Cellular component (GO): exocyst
Molecular function (GO): phosphatidylinositol-4,5-bisphosphate binding
Source: RefSeq, a predicted model, not a curated record